AUGCCGGCUGACCUGACCAUCUCAGACAUCCAUUCCUUACCAAAAGACCAAGCACUCGAAAUUCUUGCCGAGAUUCAACGCGUCGAGAAAAAGACGUUCCCCACUAAUGAGGCAUUCGGGUUCGGUGAGGAACUCUGGCGCAAGAAGCCCAACACCAGGGUCCUGUAUGUGACCCGUGCGGUUCCAGAUGCUCGCCCAACCCUGCUGGCCUAUGCCGUCUAUGUCCGCCAGAAGGGAGUAGCCCUGCUGCACAAGGUUUGUGUGGGAGAAGCCUAUCGCCGUCAGGGCGUCGGGAUGCACCUCAUGAAUUAUCUUCGUGUUCGGCUGCAAAGGGAGGGAUGCCAGCACGUUCAACUAUGGGUCGACAAAGCCAGAUCUCCCGCGCGGUCCCUAUAUGCCCGCAAUGGCUUCAAGGAGCGCGAGCAAAUCCUGGACUACUAUGCGCCAGGGCGCACUGGGAUCAAAAUGAUCCUCGAUCUCUAG
Messenger RNA from Aspergillus sclerotioniger CBS 115572, 483 nucleotides. RefSeq names its product GNAT family N-acetyltransferase. Gene Ontology annotation, molecular function: acyltransferase activity, transferring groups other than amino-acyl groups. The record is from RefSeq and is a predicted model, not a curated record. NCBI's taxonomy places the organism in Eukaryota, Fungi, Ascomycota, Eurotiomycetes, Eurotiales, Aspergillaceae. The coding region runs from base 1 to 483 and encodes 160 amino acids. The transcript has a single exon.